AUGAGUACGUUGGAUGCAACAAGAGCUGAACUUGGUCUUCUUGUUUUAUAUUUGGGCAAGGCUGAAACAAGGGACAAAAUAUGCAGGGCCAUUCAAUAUGGUUCCAAAUUUUUGAGUAAUGGGGAACCUGGUACUGCUCAGAACGUAGACAAAACAACGAGCUUGGCACGAAAAGUCUUCCGUCUUUUUAAGUUUGUCAAUGACCUACAUGCUCUGAUAAGUCCAACACCACAGGGCACUCCCCUGUCCCUAAUUCUGUUGGGAAAGUCUAAGAACGCACUUCUCUCCACUUUCUUGUUUCUUGAUCAAUUUGUGUGGCUUGGCAGAUCAGGAAUCUACAAGAAUAAAGAACGCACGGAAUUAAUUGGCCGGAUAUCUCUUUACUGUUGGCUGGGUUCCUCGGUGUGCGCCACCUUGGUUGAGCUAGGGGAGAUUGGAAGACUCUCUGCAUCAAUGAAGAAGUUAGAGAAAGAACUGAAGAACAAGAAUAAAUAUGAUGAUGAGCAAUACCGUGGCAAACUAAACAAGUCUAAUGAGAGGACUCUAUCACUUAUCAAAGCAGGAAUUGAUAUAGUGGUAGCAGUUGGACUGCUUCAACUGGCACCCAAGACAGUUACUCCACGUGUGACUGGGGCAUUCGGAUUUGUUUCAUCUCUAAUAUCUUGCUAUCAGUUGCUUCCUGCUCCAGCCAAAUCCAAAACUUCGUGA
Sphenostylis stenocarpa is the source of this 708-nucleotide messenger RNA. The record is from the annotation of a GenBank genome assembly. Lineage: Eukaryota; Viridiplantae; Streptophyta; Magnoliopsida; Fabales; Fabaceae.